CAUAUAUUGUGAGUGGAGGGUGUAUCCUCUGGCCAGUUGAACCACAAAUUGGCUUCUCUGAAUAAAUAAUUUGUUGAUUUUUCAUGUGGUUCCCAUGCAGACGAUUUUGCUAGUGCCUGUUGUUCCAUGUGGAGUUUUGCAACUUGGCUCAUUGGAAAAGGUUGCUGAAUAUCCGGCUUUGGUUGCUUAUGUCAGAGAGAAGUUCAAUGCCUAUCAGAAUGCAAUGGAUAUAUUACCUUUUAUUAGCAGGGAAUUUGUAGCUCAGACAUCAUUGUCACUUGUGCCUGUUGACAUGAAUAACUUGGAUGAGUCGUCAGCCACUGCUUUGAAGAAAAUAAAAUCUGAAAAUUCGAAGGCUGUUUACAAUGUCAAACCAACAAACAAUAUAUUGUCAACUACUAAUCAAAUGACACGUGUGUGUCUGGUUCAAGAUGCACGUCACAUAUCUAGAAAAGAGGUGGUAGAUAAUCUUAAUAGCACAAGGGAAAACAAAAUCAGUGUCCAAUCUAUGGGUUUAAUCGAAGUAUCACAACCACUCAAUCAAUCACUAAAUGAUACAGAGUCAGAGAUGAUUGAGGGUAGUGUGGUCGAAGUUUCUAGUUUGGACGAAGAAUUACAGUUCUCUUAUUCUGAUAACUACAAUGUGGGUUUAUUUGGACAGAACUCCAAUGUAGUUAUCAACUCUUAUUCUAAUGAACAUAUGAUGGAACAGCCGUUUGUAGACAAGGAUCCUGAUAAUGGAGGUCAUGAAAAUGUAAAUAGUUUCUUUAACUUUCCCAUGGACAAUGAGCUGCACGAUGCACUUGGACCUGCUUUCCUAGGACAGGCCAAAGAAUAUCUGUGGGACUCAUCUCUCUCAGGUGAGGAUGCAUGUAGUAGCUUAAACAAGACCUUCAAAAAAGAUCUUAACCAUGGUAUUGAGCCAUCAACCUGGGAAUCCAGUGGAUUGUUUGCCAACAGAGAUGAAGCACAUCAGUUGAAUGCUGUAGUUGCCAGUAUGCAUGGUGGUUUGAAUGAUAAUUUGUCUACAAAACCCAAUGAUGUCAAGUUAUCUAUUACAUCAAUGGGGCAAUUUGCUGCUUCCAACAAAUCACAAAGUCAACCUGAAGAAACCGCAUUUGUGGAGGGGAAAAGAGUUCCAUGGGGUUCUGUGACAAGUGCAUCCGGUGCUGGUUGCCAAAAUGCUAUUACUGAAUCUCCUCCAUCUUCUUCGUUUGACAAUAUGAUCAGUGCAUUGACUGAACAGAAGCAGAAGAAGAAAGCCAAUGGUUAUCUGCAGACCAGAAAAGGGUCAAAGCUCUCUAAUGACCACAAAAGAAGGGCUAGACCAGGUGAAAAACAGAGGUCAAGACCAAGGGAUAGGCAAUUGAUCCUGGAUAGGGUCAAAGAACUACGGCAACUUGUCCCAUACAGUUCAAAGUGUAGCAUUGAUGGCCUCUUGGAUAGAACUAUAAAGCACAUGCUGUUCUUAAGAAGUGUUACUGAUCAGGCUGAUAAAUUAAGGCAGUGUGUUCAUCAAGAGGUAACUGGUCGGAAGAAUAUGAAAACAUCUGGCACCAAGGGUGAUAGUAAGAAUGGGAAAAGCUGGGCUUUUGAACUGGGAAGUGAUCUCCAAGUAUGCCCCAUAGUUGUGGAAGAUCUUGAAUACCCAGGACACAUGCUAAUAGAGAUGCUUUGCAAUGAUCAUGGGCUCUUCAUGGAGAUUGCUGAGGUUAUCUGUCGUUUGGAGUUGACGAUCUUGAAGGGUAUGAUGGAGAGUCGUUCAAACAAUACGUGGGCUCACUUCAUUGUUGAGGCUUCGAGGGGCUUCCACAGAUUGGAUAUAUUCUGGCCACUGAUGCAACUACUGCAGCAUAACCAAUGUCCAAUUUCAUGCAAGAUAUAAUGGAUUUCACACCCUGGUUUGAAGGGGGUAAAAAAAAAUGCUUUCAAGUAUGAUUUCUAUCUAUCUGGGAACUUGUGUGUAACAUGUGAGUUUGUUUUAGGAGUCUACUAUCUUUCCGUGACCUGAAAUUGCUGAUAUCUGUACAUCAUCUUUGCAUGACAAAAGCAUUUUAGCUGACACGAAUGCUUGUCUGGGAUUGUUAAUUUAUUUACAAGUUCAUGGCAGUUUAGAUGCCAAUAUGCUCCUUGCUAAUAA
Camellia sinensis is the source of this 2140-nucleotide messenger RNA. Lineage: Eukaryota; Viridiplantae; Streptophyta; Magnoliopsida; Ericales; Theaceae. The record is from RefSeq and is a predicted model, not a curated record.